This is a messenger RNA of Exaiptasia diaphana, 2219 nucleotides long. Its product is annotated as anaphase-promoting complex subunit 5. The coding region runs from base 73 to 2148 and encodes 691 amino acids. The record is from RefSeq and is a predicted model, not a curated record. The transcript is spliced from 20 exons. NCBI's taxonomy places the organism in Eukaryota, Metazoa, Cnidaria, Anthozoa, Actiniaria, Aiptasiidae. Gene Ontology annotation, cellular component: anaphase-promoting complex. Gene Ontology annotation, biological process: protein K11-linked ubiquitination; anaphase-promoting complex-dependent catabolic process; positive regulation of mitotic metaphase/anaphase transition.
UUGCUGUCAAAUGUAUUUGACGUUCUUUGAACAAUUUCUUUAUGAARCAAGGUAGAAAUACUUAAUKUCAACAUGGCUUUUAAAGCAGCAAAACCYAAUGGAAAUUCUGAAUGGAUUUCUCCUCACAAACUCUCUCUUUUGGUGCUCAUAAAAGCACUGUGUCGAAAAGACAAGGACGACGAUAUGUAUUCAGAAUGCAUUGCAAGAUGUCGGCAAAAUUUGUCCUUGUUCAUGCUGGAGAUAUUACAGGUUCCUGAUGUUGAACUAAGGGAAUUAUGUCAAAGACUGCAAAGCAUUGAUAGCGAACAAGAAUUAGACAACGCGCUAUUACAUUGGUUACAAGAGAUCAAUGCUGAAGGUGUAUCAAGUCUUAUUGACUUCUUCCAGUCUUUAGAAGACUUUUUCUCUGGCAAAGAACCAGCAUUGCAGAAAACAAGUUUAUUUGGUCUAUUUGUCAGGAGAAUGAGUCUACUYUUUCACAAAAUGACUUUCAAUCAAGUCUCUCAUUUUCACACACUGUUACAAGAGUACAUGGGCUCAAUGGAACCCAAGGAUAAUAGCGAUGACAGUAUGGAAAGCAUGAGGAGUUUUACUAUUGACAGUGACCUCAAAGAGAAACARGCCUYAGGCAAAAUGAAAGCWUCCARCAGACARGCACAGUUUUUCUUAGAGAAACAAGCAUCGCUAAUCCAAGGCAAUGAGGGAGCCGCACUCUCACCAGUUGAGUUACAGAACAAAAUUUCUCAGUUACUGGAAAUAUCACCAGACAUAACAGAAGCACAUUUUGUGAGCUACUUGAACUGUUUACGAGUUGAUGAGUUCAAACAGGCUUUGGAUAGUUUGUACCACUAUUUUGACCAACAACAAUGGAACACUCCACAAUCCAAAAUAUCUACUGAUGGGAAUGGAAUUGAGGAUGAGAAAUGUAAACGGUUUAGAUAUGCAGCUCUCAAUUUAGUGGCCCUGCAUUGCCACUUUGGACACACAUCAGAAGCACUAGCUGCUUUGAGGGAAGCCAUUCAAAUUGCACAAGAAACUAAUGACCAUGUUUGCUUGGAGCAUUGUCUGGGCUGGCUAUAUAGACUAGAACAAGAGGGCAGCUCACAAGCAACUGUACUUUUGGACAGAUAUGUUUCUAGAGCAGYAGAACUCAAAUUACCUUACUUGACUUCAUUGAGYAUGCUGACCCAUGCUAGACACGAUGCAAUUAUUGGCGUCCCUCCACCAAAGGUAUUUCUUGCCAUGUCUCAUAUCAAUGUGAUCAAUUCUCAAAACUCUCUACAAGACCUCACAGCAACAACACAUGCUCAACAUGCAGCAAUAUGGCAGUGCUAUGGAAAAUGUCAAAACGACAUAAACUUGAAAUGGAUGCUUACAGAGGCACURAUUGAACAUGACAGAGCUCUAUUCAAAGCAGAUGUGUUGGGCGCACAAAAGGCUGCAAACAAAAUAAUUCCAUUGGAUGAAUCAGAGUCUGCUUACAGGUCUGCAUUGAAUAUGAUAUAUGAAGGGAAUACAGCAGAGGCUAACACUGUAUUACAGAAGCUGYUGCAAGAUUGCAAACAGAAAACUGCUUCCUCUAAGAAUAGAACAAAGUCAUUGGCAGAACUUCAUACUAAUGUAUUGCUAGCACUAUGUAAGUUAUAUACAGUGUCAGGGAAUCCCCUGGCUGCUAUGCCACAUUUACUGGACUGCCUUACUCUGGCCUGCUCACACUACCUGGACCACACUGCUGCCCUGGCAUCAAUUUGCAUUGGACACUUACAGCUUCUUCUUGGCUUACCUGCCAAGGCUCUUGUACUCGUCAAAACUAGUAUGGUUCAUCUAUUGGCCCAUGGUUCUCUAUAUAUUCAAUCAUGUGCUCAGUUUCUGCUUGUAAAAUGUCAACUUGCCACAGCUCUUUCUUCUAACUCAAAUACUAAAAGAAAACAAGCUCUUUUGUCUGCCUUGCCAACACUAGAUGCUAUACUUGGGAGCUUCAAAAAAUUAGAAGCUUURCACAAAGUUCGGGAUGUCUUAUAUCAUAAGGCAAGAAUAUAUGAMGAACUUGGUUAUGUAGAAGAGAGGAAUCAUUGUGCGAGCGAAUGCUGUCAAAUACUGAAGGAACAAAGUCAACAUUCUCAUGCUCUGGCUUUGUGUUGCUUGUAGAAAAUAACAAGCAAUGUUUGUAAAUAUGUUAGAAAAAGAAAUUGAACCAAUAAACAAUUUUAUUUUGAUUA